Messenger RNA from Cajanus cajan (pigeon pea), 1420 nucleotides. Lineage: Eukaryota; Viridiplantae; Streptophyta; Magnoliopsida; Fabales; Fabaceae. The record is from RefSeq and is a predicted model, not a curated record.
CACAAUCUAUUUUCACACGAGUAACAGAGUAGGACCAUUGAAGGAAGAAAGAAAGACGAUGGACCUGGGAACCUAUGGCAAUCCUACACCAGCAGAGAAAAAGAUCGACUCUUACUAUGAUGUGCCAGAAGGAGUGGAUAUUCGUGGAAGAUACGAUGAAGAGUUUGCAAAAAUCCUCACAAAAGAUGCUCUGAAGUUCGUUGCUGACCUGCAACGUGAGUUCAGGAACCAUAUCAAGUAUGCAUUAGAGUGCAGAAGAGAGGCAAAGAGGAGGUACGAUGAAGGGGCUGUGCCAGGGUUUGAUCCUGCUACUAGGCACAUAAGAGAGCAUGAGUGGGUAUGUGCACCUGUUCCACCAGCUGUUGCUGAUAGGAAAGUGGAGAUCACUGGCCCUGUUGACAGAAAAAUGAUCAUCAAUGCUCUCAACUCUGGAGCUAAAGCCUUUAUGGCUGAUUUUGAAGAUGCACUGUCACCGAGCUGGGAAAAUCUUAUGAGAGGGCAAGUGAACUUGAGGGAUGCUGUGGCUGGGACCAUAAGCUUCCAUGACAAGGUCAGAAACAGGGUUUACAAGCUCAAUGAUCAGACAGCAAAGCUUUUUGUGAGAGUAAGAGGUUGGCACCUACCCGAGGCACAUAUUCUGAUUGAUGGUGAACCUGCAACUGGUUGCCUUGUUGAUUUUGGCCUCUACUUCUACCACAAUCACUCAACAUUCCGGCGCACUCAAGGUGCUGGCUUUGGCCCUUUCUUUUACCUUCCCAAAAUGGAGCAUUCAAGGGAAGCUAAGAUAUGGAACAGCGUGUUUGAGAAGGCUGAGAAUGUAGCAGGCAUCGAAAGAGGAAGCAUCAGAGCAACUGUUCUGAUAGAAACACUUCCUGCGGUGUUUCAAAUGGAUGAAAUUCUGUAUGAGCUGAAGGAUCACUCGGCGGGUCUGAACUGUGGGCGUUGGGAUUACAUUUUCAGUUAUGUCAAGACCUUCCGGGCUCACCCUGAUCGCCUGCUACCAGACAGGGUCCAGGUUGGCAUGACUCAACACUUCAUGAAGAGUUACUCCGAUCUCCUCAUUAGAACGUGUCAUAGACGCGGUGUGCAUGCUAUGGGAGGAAUGGCAGCACAGAUUCCAAUCAAAGAUGACCCAGUGGCUAACGAGGCAGCACUGGAGCUUGUGAGGAAGGACAAGCUAAGAGAAGUGAAGGCAGGGCACGACGGGAGUUGGGCAGCACACCCUGGUCUGGUUCCAGCAUGCAUGGAGGUUUUCGACAACAACAUAGGCAAUGCUCCGAACCAGAUAAAGACAGCAAAACGCGAAGACGCUGCAAACAUAACCGAACAAGACCUCUUGCAGAUACCAAUAGGAGGCCGAAGCAUGGAAGGCCUGAGACUAAACACAAGGGUGGGAAUUCAGUACAUGGCAGCAUGGUGA